Paramecium sonneborni is the source of this 1639-nucleotide messenger RNA. The record is from the annotation of a GenBank genome assembly. NCBI's taxonomy places the organism in Eukaryota, Ciliophora, Oligohymenophorea, Peniculida, Parameciidae.
AUGCAAUACUAGCAAUAACGUAUUUUAACUGCUUCAGAAUACAAAUAUGCUACAUAAACUAAAAGUGUAAGAUCUAAUACUCCUCAUACUCGUGAUAGUAGAUAUGAAUUAUCAUCAGAUUCUUUAAGAUCUACUUAUGAAAAUCGAUCAUCUAAACUCACUCCAGAAAUUUGUUAAUUCUUAAUGGCUUGUGAAAUUGAAAGAUUGCUUGCUGAAAAUGAUAAAUUAAAAUUCAGAAUCAAAGAAAUGUCAGAUAAUACUUAAGAUAAACAUCAUCUAGAAUAAUAAAUCAUUGAUUUAACUAAUCGACUCAAUGAUAUUGCUAAUAUUGUUGAAAUCUAUAAACAUGAAAAAUCUGAAUUGAUCAUACAAACUACAACCUUAUAAUAAGAAAUCUAAUACUAAAAAUAAUAACAAACUAAUUUUUAUGAAACAAGAAUUUCUAAUCUCUUAAAUGAAGUUGAUAAACUUACUGCUUAAUUAAGAGAUUUUGAAACUCUUAAGGCUGAUGAUAUGUAAAUCUUAAGAAAUCAAUUAGAAUUUACCAUGAAAACAGAAAUUGUAAAUUUAUAUCAAUAAUUUAUUAGGAAAAAACACUUUAAAAAUAAGAACUUAAUUCAUAAUUUCAAAGAGAAUUUCUAGAAGGAGAAUUAAAAAAAUGGAAAGAAUUAUGUAAUCAAAAAUAAAAGGAAAAUGAUGAUCUUAAAAAUAUUAUUUAAUAAAAAGAAUUAAAUAAAAAAAGAGAAUUAGAAAAUUAAUUAUUGUCAUAUAAAAAUGAAACUGAUAGAGUCAAUAAAUUAUUAACUACUAAAUUAGAAGAAAUUGAAAAUUGGAAAUAAAAAUAUCUAAAACUUUAACUCAUUAAUGAUGAUUAAAAAAAAAUUUAAAUUGACAAUCAAUAAUUACUUGAUAAUUUUACUCUUUAGGAAAACAAAAUUAAUCUCCUUACUAGUUAAUUAAAUUAAUCCAGAUUAUAAAUUGAUAAUGCAAAUGCUCGUAAUCAGUUGCCUUUUAUUCUUAGUCACUUUGUCUGAAAAAAAUAAAGCAAAUUAAAUUAUUGCCUAAUUAACAGAUAUUGAGAAGAAGAAAAAUGAAUUUGAAAAUAGAUACAAAAACCUCCUGCUUGAAAUUGAUAAAAUAAAUGAAAUUAAUAAAUCUAAAGAAUAACUUGUGAUCACCCAAAACAUUAAGUAAGAGUAUCAAAUAUAUAUUUUAGGAUUGAAGAAUUUCAAAAUACACUAAUUUAAUAUCGUUCUAUUAAUGAAGAAAAGACACAGGAAAUUGAAAAUCUCCGUAGAUUGAUUAUUAAGUUGUAAUAAUAAAUAGGUUAGUUUGAAGAAUAAAUUAAUUAAUUGAGAAAAUUUUAAGAAAAUGUAUAGAAUUACUAUUAAAUUAGUGUCGCGUAUUGUCAAUUGAAAUCGAUAGAUUAAAUGAAGAAAACAAACAAUAAGAUACUGAAUUAAAAUAAUGGAGAAUGUAAUAUGCUGAUUAGGGAUUCUUUAUAAAAAAACUUUAAGAUUAGCUUUGUAUUAUCAUAGUAUUAGUAAGUGAAAUCGAGAGUCUAAGAUCAAGGUUGUUAGAAAAAGAACACGAAAUAGAAGAAACUAGAAGAUCUAGUCUAGCACCUUAUAAAAUUUGA